This is a messenger RNA of Neofelis nebulosa (Clouded leopard), 6612 nucleotides long. It is a transcript of the gene NACAD, whose product is annotated as NAC alpha domain containing. The record is from RefSeq and is a predicted model, not a curated record. The transcript is spliced from 8 exons. The coding region runs from base 355 to 6534 and encodes 2059 amino acids. Lineage: Eukaryota; Metazoa; Chordata; Mammalia; Carnivora; Felidae. Gene Ontology annotation, cellular component: cytoplasm; nascent polypeptide-associated complex. Gene Ontology annotation, biological process: protein targeting to membrane.
CCGCCCCCGCCCCUGCCAGUUCCCGGCUUAGGGGUGAUGCUCCAUGGGGUCGGGCUCCUCCCGUUAAAGACGGAGAUGCUGCAGGAAAGGCGGGGCCGCGCGGCGCGGAAGGAGGGCGCAGCCUGGGUCGGGGGAGGGAGGGAGGCUGCACCCCCACCCGGCGCCUCCCCCCUGCACGGCCCUCCGCAGUGCUCGGAGCGCACGCGCACGCUCACUCGGGGCGCCAGCGGGCGGGGCGCCUCUGACAUCAUCCGCUGACCCCCACCCCCCGGCCGAGGGGCGGUGGCCGCGCAGGCUCGGCCUGACGGACACACGGACAGACCGGGCACGGAGGGAAGGGCGCGCGGUCAGGCCAUGCCCGGGGAGGCUGCCCGCGCCGAGUUGCUGCUGCCGGAGGCGGGCGGGCCCGGGCCCCGCACAGAGUCAUCCUGUGAUGUGGCCUCGGCCUCCACCCCUAGAGGGGACCGGCUGGAGCACUGUGCCCUGAGCCCGGGUCCUGGCGGCCUGGCCCUCGAGUUCCUACCCAGCAAGCCGGGCACCCGGCCCCCGCCGGAGGGAGCCAGCUGGGAUGCGGGGCCGCGCGGCACCCCCUCCGCCUGGGCGGUCCCCGCAGAAGGCAGCCCCAGCCCUGGGCCACCCGAAGCCCGGCCCGCCGGGGGUCCCCCUCCAGCCACCCUGGAGCCCCGGAUCGUGAUGGGCGAGGAGACCCGCCGGGCGCCCCCGCCACCCAGGGCAGCCCUGCCAGAGCUCAGGGACCGGGAAGGUGGGCAUCCCAGCCUGAACCCACCCUCCGAGUUGUGUUCUCAGGGUGACCCUCCUGUGCCUUGCCCUGCCCCAGACCCCGACUCCUACUUCACGCCUCCCUCCACCCCCACCGAGACCACCUGUGCCCUGCUCCUCGGCGCAGGGCCCCGCAGGGAUGCCCGGGACACCCAGGCUGAGCUGGGGGACUCGCCGCCAGCCUCGCCCUCGGGCUCUUACAUCACAGCGGACGGCGACAGUUGGGCCUCGUCCCCGUCCUGUUCCCUGAGCCUACUGGUCCCGGCCGAAGGGCUGGACAUCCCCUCAGGCUGGGGCUUCUCCCCGCCGGGGUCUGUGGCAGACGAGCAGGAGCCGUCCCCUGCCGGGCCCCCAGGGCCCCCAUCCCCGGAGUCCAGCAUCUCGGCAGACAGCAGCUCUUCCUGGGGCCAGGAUGGCCACUUCUUCGAGCUGGACUUCCUGGCCAACGACCCAAUGAUCCCCGCCUCCCUCCUGCCUUUCCGGGGCAGCCUCCUCUUCCAGGUGGAGGCCGUGGAGGUGACGCCAAGGGCCCCUGAGGAGGAGGAAGAGGAGGAGGAAGAGGAGGAGGAGGAGGACAGCCGGGACUCUGCAGGGGACCCAGCCGGGGAGGGCGAGGACGACAGCACGUUCGCCUCCUCCCUGCAGUCACUGUCUGACCUCUCCAUCACCGAGGGCAUGGACGAGGCCUUCGCCUUCCGGGACGACACCUCAGCGGCCUCGUCCGACCCCGAUUCUGCCUCCUAUGCGGGGGCAGACGACGAGAGGCUGUACAGCGGGGAGCCCCAUGCGCAGCCCGCCGCCCUGCUCCAGGACGGCGCUGGGGGGCUGCCCGUUCCUGGGAUCUCUGAGGGAGAGGCCGGCCGGGCCAUGGAGGGCCACGAACCGGGUGCCCAGGAGACAGGGGCGGUCCCUGCUCCCACCCUGCAGGAAGCCCCAGGCCACCCCUGGGUGACCUCGCAGGCCUGGGGGGAGGAGGAGGGCUCCGUCCUGGGCCCAGCGCCUGUUGCCACAGUCACACUUCAGCCCCUGCAGUUGGAGGACGGCGCUGCCGUAGGCCUGGCCCCUUGCACUGCCCCAGAAGAGGGGGACCUCACACCAAGCCCAGACUCUCCGCAGACCCUGAAGCAAGAAGCAGGCCAGGACCCUGACUCUGUGGCCCCAGCCCGGCCCCCACAGGACACAGGCCUCCCCUUGGGCCGGGGGCCUGCCGCUGCGGCCAGGCUUCAGAAGCUGCACGUACACACCCCAAGGAUCAAGCCUGUGGUCACCGCAGCCCAGCAGGAAGGACAAACAACCUUGGAACCGAGGCCGGCACCUGAGGAGAGGGACACAAGACAUGCUGGAGGCCUGGAGCCUUCGGCCUGGAACCAAGCCCAGCUGGAAGGCGUGGAGCCAGCUGCAGACACUGGUACACUCUGGGCCUCAAGGGGAACUGCAGGCACCCCCAAGUCUGCCACGGAGGCCGCACAACCCCCACAGCCUGCCACGAAGACCCCAGAAUGCCCCAAGGUUGCCACGGAAGCCCUGGAGCACCCCAAGACUACCACAGAGGCCCCAGAACACCCUGAGCCUGUCCCAGAGGCCCCAGAACACCCUGAGCCUGUCCCAGAGGCCCCAGAACACCCUAAGCCUGUCACUGAGACCCCAGGACACCCUGAGUCUGUCCCAGAGGCCCCAGAACACCCUGAGCCUGCCAUGGAGACCCCAGAACAUCCUGGGCUUGCCACAGAAGCCCCAGAACAUCCUGGGUCUGUCAUGGAGACCCCAGAACACCCUGAGUCUGUCACUGAGACCUCAGGACGCCCUGAGUCUGUCACAGAGGCCCCAGGACACUCUGAGCCUGUAACAGAGGCCCCAGAACACCCUGAGCCUGUCACAGAGACCCAAGAACUUCCUGGGUCUGCCACGGAGAUCUCAAAAAACCCUGAGUCUGUCACUGAGACCCCAGGACGCUCUGAGCCUGUAACAGAAGCCCCAGAACACCCUGAGCCUGUCACAGAGACCCAAGAACAUCCUGGGUCUGCCACGGAGACCCCAGAACCCUCUGAGGCUGUCACAGAGGCCCCAGAACAGCCUGAGCCUGCCACAGAGGUCCUGGAACAUCCUGGGUCUGCCAUGGAGACCCCAGAACACGCUGAGUCUGUCACCGAGACCCCAGAACACCCUGAGCCUGUCCCAGAGGCCCCAGAACAUCCUGGGUCUGCCAUGGAGACCCCAGAACACCCUGAGUCUGUCACUGAGACCCCAGGACACCCUGAGUCUGUCCCAGAGGCUCCAGAACACCCUGAGCCUACCAUGGAGACCCCAGAACAUCCUGGGCCUGCCACAGAGACCCCAGAACAUCCUGGGCCUGCCACAGAGGCCCCAGAACAUCCUGGGUCUGUCACGGAGACCCCAGAACACCCUGAGUCUGUCACAGAGGCCCCAGAACAUCCUGGGCCUGUCACCGAGACCCCAGGACACCCUGAGUCUGUCACAGAGGCUCCGGAACAUCCUGGGCCCGUCACCGAGACCCCAGAACACUCUAAGCCUGUCACAGAGGCUCUGGAACAUUCUGAGCCUGUCAUAGAGGCCCCAGAACGCUCUGAGCUUGCCACAGAAGCCCCAGAACACUCUGAGCCUGUCACAGAGGCUCCAGAACACCCUGAGUCUGUCACAGAGACCCCAGAACACCCUGAGCCUGUCACAGAGACCCCAGAACAUGCUGGGCCUGACACCGAGAGCCCAGACCACUCUGAGCCUGUCACAGAUGCCCUGGAACAUUCUGAGCCUGUCACAGAGAUCCUGGAACAUCCUGGGCCUGCCAUGGAGGCCCCAGAAUGCCCUGAGGCUGUCACAGAGGCCCUGGAACAUCCUGGGCCUGUCACCAAGACCCCAAAACACUCUGAGCGUGUCACAGAGGCCCUGGAACAUUCUGAGCCUACCACAGAUGCUCUAGAACUUCCUGAACCUGCUAUGGAGGCCCUGGAGCACCCCAAGACUACCACAGAGGCCCCAGAACACCCUGAGUCCAUCCCAGAGACCCCGGAACAUCCUGGCCCUGCCACAGAGGCCCUAGAACAUUCUGAGCCUGCCACGGAGACCCUGGAACACCCUGAGCCUGCCACAGAGGCCCCGGAACACCCAGAGCCUGCCACGGAGGCCCCGGAACACCCAGAGCCUGCCAUGGAGGCCCCAGAACACCCACAGCCUGCCAGGGAGGCCCCAGAACACUCAGAGCCUGCUAUGGAGGCUCUGGAGCACCCCAAGACUACCACAGAGACCCCAGAACACCCUGAGUCCAUCCCAGAGACCCCGGACCAUCCUGGGCCUGCCAUGGAGGCCCCAGAAUACCCAGAGCCUACCACAGAGGCCCUGGAACAUUCUGAGCCUACCACGGAGACCACAGAAUGCCCUGAGGCUGCAACUGAGACCCGGGAACAGCCUGACCUUGCCACAGAGGCCCCAGAACAGCCUGAGUCUGGCACGGAGGCCCCAGAACAGCCUGAGCCUGGCACGGAGGCCCCGGAACAGCCUGAGCCUGGCACGGAGGCCCCAGAACAGCCUGAGCCUGCCACGGAGGCCCUGGAACACACUGAGCCUGCCAAGGAGGCCCCGGAACACCCAGAGCCUGCCACGGAGGCCCCGGAACACCCUGAGCCUGCCAAGGAGGCCGCGGAACACCCAGAGCCUACCAAGGAGGCCCCGGAACACCCAGAGCCUGCCACGGAGGCCCCGGAACACCCAGAGCCUGCCACGGAGGCCCCGGAACACCCAGAGCCUGCCACAGAGGCCCCGGAACAGCCUGAGCCUGCCACGGAGGCCCCGGAAUGCCCUGAGCCUGCCACGGAGGCCCUGGAACAGCCUGAGCCUGCCACGGAGGCCCCGGAACACCCAGAGCCUGCCACGGAGGCCCCGGAACAGCCUGAGCCUGCCACGGAGGCCCCGGAACAGCCUGAGCCUGCCACGGAGGCCCCGGAACAGCCUGAGCCUGCCACGGAGGCCCCGGAACGCCCUGAGCCUGCCCCGGAGGCCCCGGAAUGCCCUGAGCCUGCCGAACGCCCUGAGCCUGCCCCGGAGGCCCCGGAACACCCAGAGCCUGCCCUGGAGGCCCCGGAACACCCAGAGCCUGCCACGGAGGCUCUGGAACAUUCUGAGCCUGCCACGGAGGUCCUGGAACUCCCUCGGCCUAUCGUAGCAGCCCUAGAACCUCCAGAACCUGCCAGAGAGGCCCUAGAAUGCCCUGAGCCUGCCACGGAGGCCAUGGCCCCACCCACUCCUGUCUCUGCUGGAGAGGAAGCAGUGGCGGUCCUGUUGGCACCUGAGCAGGGAACCCAUCCCGGGGCCCGUGUGCGCACUGCCCACACAGCUGGGUCCUGCUCAGCCCCGAAGGAGGCCCUAGGGGGUGAGAAUUGCCGGGCUGGGGGCCUUGAGCCAGCACCCCAGGGGGCUAGGAGGGCACAUCCUGCCGCGCGCCCUGAGGUAGGCCAAAGAGCAAACCAGGGGCUCGGGUUUCCCCUUGCUGUGACCUCGGAGGCGGGGCCGGGCUCCAGUGCAGAGUCCCCACUGAGGUCCGCACCCAGGCCAGGCAGGGGCUGCCCCAAAGAGCCUACCCCACACGCACCAGCACCCUGUCUUCAGCGGGAGCCCGUGCCGGGCCCGGGAAGUGGAGCAUGGGCGCAGGUGGCACCAGGAGCACCCAGCUCGUCCCCAGCACAGUCCCUGGAGAGCCCUGCCGGAGGCCCACCCAGCGUGCCCCGGGACAGGGUCCUCGGCCCCGAGCCCUCUGCUCCCCGUGUCCCCACAGAGGCACUCCUUGCUCCCUGCCCUUGCCAGGGCCCCAGGGAAGACUCGGUGGAAGGCAAGGAGCCCUCGGGCUCUCCGGGCCUCCAGCCACCACGGGCAGGAGCCCAGCGGGCGGCAGCUACCUUCUCAGGAAUCACAAAGCCUCCAGGGGCCGGGCAUCGUGUAGGCCUCCCGCCCCACUCCCCCCUCCUCAGCCCCAAAACGGCCCCUGUGGGGGACACCCAUGCCAAAGACCAGGCCUGGAGGCUCUCGCCCCCCUGCCAAGUGCCUCCUGGCCCUCGAGGGCUCCCGGCCGCCGAGCAGCAGGAUGACCAGGACAGCCUGGAGGAAGACUCGCCACCCAGGGCCCCGGGAUCCGGCCAGGGAUCGGCCCAGCACUCCGACAGCCAUGGGGAGUCGUCAGCAGAACCAGAGGAGCAGGAACUGUCAGGAGCACAGGGCGCACAGUGCCCAGCUCAGGCCCCGGCCAGCGGUGGCAGCGAGGAGACCGUCGCCAAAGCCAAGCAGAGUCGCAGUGAGAAGAAGGCCCGAAAGGCGAUGUCCAAGCUGGGCCUGCGGCAAAUCCAGGGGGUCACCAGGAUCACCAUCCAGAAGUCCAAGAACAUCCUCUUUGUCAUCGCCAAGCCUGACGUCUUCAAGAGCCCGGCCUCGGACACCUACGUGGUCUUCGGGGAGGCCAAGAUCGAGGACCUGUCCCAGCAAGUGCACAGAGCCGCUGCCGAGAAGUUCAAAGUGCCCACGGAGACUUCCGCCCUGGUUCCCGAGUCCACGCCAGGGCCGCUAGUGAGGCCCGAGUGUGAGGAGGAGGAGGAGGAGGAAGAGGAGGAGGAGGUGGACGAGGCAGGGCUGGAGCUCCGGGACAUCGAGCUGGUGAUGGCGCAGGCCAACGUGUCGAGGGCCAGGGCCGUGCGGGCCCUGAGGGACAACCAGAGUGACAUCGUCAACGCCAUCAUGGAACUCACCAUGUAGCCGCCGACCGCCACCCGCCCGCCACGGAUCCGUCCCCACCCCCAGCUGUGCUGCUCAAUAAAUGGGUGUCUCCUCAGA